This is a messenger RNA of Leptopilina heterotoma, 1471 nucleotides long. RefSeq lists its product as uncharacterized. NCBI's taxonomy places the organism in Eukaryota, Metazoa, Arthropoda, Insecta, Hymenoptera, Figitidae. Bases 484 to 1458 code for a protein of 324 amino acids. The transcript has 5 exons. The record is from RefSeq and is a predicted model, not a curated record.
CAAAGAAGCUAAUUGCGCGAUGAACAGACUUCCGGUUCUGGAAUGUUCUAGACGUUAAGAAAAAACCGGAAACCCCCGACAAGCUUCGCAAAUAUGUAUGUACAAAUCUUGAGAUAGAGAUUGACGCGAAUAUAUUCGUCUUCUUCUAAUACAUACGACACGUUUCGCGUUGCAGUUUUGAUAUUGUAAAAACGAAAACAUUUUUCUCGCUUAAUCACGGUGCAGUGAGUUUACAAAGCAUGCAAUAAUAAAGUUAAAAAAAUAUUAUUAUAGUGUAAUUGUAGUGUUUUAAUAUGCAGAGAUGGCUGAAUUUGCAUAUAUUAAGUUUUUGAAAAGUGAAGGAGGAAAAAAGGCUGAGACUCAAAAAGUUCAUGUAUCUCAAAUACACAAAUAUAACGAGAUACCAUGUACGUCUUUCCAAACUUAUAAGGUCGACAUUAAACCUGGCGUCAUCAAACAUGCCACAAUUCUAUUUGUAGCUGAAUGGAAUCUUUAAAAAGGAAACAAGAAAAUGAGUGCCUCCCACCUCCUGCAUCAACAAAAUUGCCAAAGACUAUUCAAACAGAAAAAGUGAAUUUAUCCGAUAAUGUCACCAAAGAUUCUGAGACCGUAGAAACAUCAAAAUUUAUUAAUAAGGAAAGAAAUCCUUUAAAAAUUAUAAAUAAUAAUAAGCUGAUUUCUAACACUCCUACAAAUUCUGCACCUUUGGUUAAAGUUAUUAAAAAGAAAGAAAACUUUAAAAACAUUAUAAGUGGAAAGUUGUCUAAAAAAAAUCAGAAUUCAAGCUCUGCCAUGCUAGUUAAGAAAACAAAUGUGAAAGUCACUAGUAAAGGAAUAGAUAUUACAGAAAAGGGACAGAGAACAACUCUUAAGAAUUUGAUGAGUCCUCAAAUCACUAAACAAAAGUCUACAUCUAUUGGAAAACUUUCUCCAGUUAAUGGAACUUGUAGUUCUUCCCUAAUUCCUGUAUCUUCAAAUGAAUCAGAAAUCGUUUUCAGACACGAUCAAGACUAUCAAGAUGAUCAGAACCUGGAUAGUUCAAUUGCCAAAGAAUCAAAUUUUGAGAAAUGUAUGAAUGUCGAGAAAGAAGAACGAGAGGCUCAAAAUGCUUUAAAGGAGAAGGAUAAAAUUGCUGUUGGAAAACUUUCUCAAGUUAAUGGAGCUGGUAGUUCUUCCCUAAUUCCUGUACCUUCAAGUGAAUCAGAAAUUGUUUUCAGAGACGAUCAAAACAGCCAGGACGCUCAAAAUAUGGAUCGUCCAGAUGCUAAAGAGUCGAAUUCUAAGAAAUAUAUGAAUGUCGAAAAAACGGAACGAGGGGCUCAAAAUGCAUUGAAGGAGAAGGAUAAAAUUGCUGUUGUAAAACUUUCUCAAGUUAAUGAAGCUACACUGAAAAAAAUUCUUAGUAGAUUUGACUACUUUUUAACUACUUUCCUUAGUUCAAUAAGUCCCCAAAGAUAAUUUUGAACUUACA